UUUUCUAUUUUUCCAGCAGAAGCUCUGUUAGUAGGUGGAAAGUACUAAAUUCCCAAUGGAAUGACUUGAGAUAUCCUAAAUGAAGCUGAGUCAUCACCAGGAGACAUAACUCCAAAAUACACCGAUGGAGAAUAGUGUAUAAAAAUGAAAUCACAAUCUCGAUCAAUCUAAGGGUAGUGAGACGAUCCAGAGCUGAAAAAAGAAAAACCAAUCUGGUAAAGCACUUUUUUUCUGAAAAGUCACCCAACUGUGAACUUGCACAAAUUCCACCAUCGUCCAAGAGAAUAAACUCCAACCAAGCAAUGGUUGGGAAAAAAUUACUAACCAUUUUUGCUGCUAAUGUACUCAUGGGGGCGGGACCUAUACAUUCUAAAAAGCAUUUAAUUGGACGAACACAAGAUUAGUACAGGAUGAAUCAUCCAAAUAAAAUUUAAAAAUGUUUUCCCGGAUGUGACGAGCUAUGAAUUUUAAAAGAGAAAACCGACAAAACUAUUUUUUUCUAGAUACACUAUCAUAUUGGUGUCCAUGACACUAUGGGACCCAGGUACAAAAAGCUCUGAAAUUUCAACAGUUUUUAUUAUUAUUAUUAUUAUUUCAUUUUAAACAACUGUUAAUAUCUUUGUUUAGACCGCCCAAGUGUUCAAAACAAACCUCAAACGUCAUGCAUUAAAUGUACUUAAAUAAAAAGCUCACUGAUAUCAAAGACCAUGACAACUCAAUGAUUUAAUCUUAAUUUCAUCAGCUGUUCAGGGUUUUUUUUUCCCUCAAACUGUAGAGGGCAAAGUUAUUGUAAAAAGAAAAUAAUCUGACAGUUUAGAGAUUACAUCAUAUGUCUUAUCGAGCUAGUUAUCCAGUUAGCUCGUUUCAGUUAGCAAAACUGCAAUACAAUACAAUACAAUGAGCACACUAGCCUGCGAUGUUUUUUUUCCCCACUCGUAUUCCAAGUCUCUCCUCCUUCUUCAGGAUUGGUUAGUUCUACUCCAAAUCCUGUAUCAGGAUUGGCUAAUACAGCACGUUCACACGAGAACUACCAAUCAAUCGUAGAAUGGGCGGGGCUCUUCCGGAAUACGAGUGGAUAAAAAAUAUACAGCCGCAAAAGCGUUGGCUGGUUAUCUAGCUUAGCUAUAAUUGCGCCGCGAGCUUGAGUUGCUUUAACGCGCUAACGGUUGCACUCUAGCAAACACUACCGUCCGGCACAAAGGAAGCAGAUGUGUGACUGCAGCUAAGAAAAAGGACCAACCAGAUCAUCCAGUUGAGUUCUAAAUGGGCGGUAGUGUCAGGAUGAAGACCGAGGGGUCGAUGGCCAAUAGGCCAGAUAACACCGCAUUCACACAGCAGCGACUUCCCGCCUGGCAGCCCAUUCUGUCUGCCGGCAUCGUCAUCCCUGGCUUCACUCUCAUCGGCCUGGCCUUUAUCGGCAUUGGAGUGGCGCUCUUUGUCACCUCACACAACAUCAAAAUGCUAGAGAGGGAUUACACAGGCAAUUCGGACGAUUCUAACUGCCUCCAGUGCACCAACCCUUCUACAAACUGCGUAUGUGCGGUCAAUUUCUCCUUCAGUGAGCUUUUUGAGGGCCCUGUCUUCUUCUAUUAUGCCCUGUCUAGUUACUAUCAGAACUACAGAACAUACGGAGUGUCCGUAGACCCCAACCAACUGGUGGGGCAGACACAGUACAUUCAGUCUCCAGAAAGCACCUGCUCUCCUUAUCAGAAGGAUUCCAGUGGGAAAUCUAUUGUUCCCUGUGGAUCCAUAGCGAACAGCAUGUUCAAUGACUCCUUUAAGCUGUACCAGAUUGUCAACGGGCAGAAGAUGCCGGUUCCAUUUGACAGGAAAGGAAUUGCAUGGUGGACGGAUUACAAUGUCAAAUACAGGAAUCCUGCUCCUGUCAACGGCUCCUUUGCUCAGGCUUUUGCCGGUACAACAAAGCCCAUAAACUGGCCAAGUCCAGUGUACGAGCUGGACCCAAAUGACCCUGCCAAUAAUGGUUUCCUGAACCAGGACUUCCUGGUGUGGAUGAGGCGUGCAGCACUUCCUAACUUCAGGAAGUUGUACGGGCGAAUCACAGGGGGAGUUUAUGCAGAUGGCUUGCCUGCGGGUAACUAUACCUUAGAGAUCAACUACAAUUAUCCUGUUCAGAGCUUUGGUGGGACAAAGACAGUGGUGUUCACCAAUGUUUCCUGGAUGGGAGGAAAGAAUCAGUUCCUGGGCAUUGCCUACCUUGUAAUGGGUUCUCUCUGUGUUGUCAUGGCAAUAGUCAUGCUCAUCGUUUAUGCAAAAUUCAAGUUUUCAGACGACGAUAGUGCGUAAUGUGGUUGUACUUGCGGAUGUAGUGUGAAAGAUUGUGAAUUGUCACCUUUAGUUCUUUUGCUAGUCCUCAGAACGUCCCAGCCAGAUCACAGGUUUUGCUAUUUCUGUUUUUGAUCAAUGUUUUAGAGCUAUUCGUAACAUUUUACAGGUUUGAUUCUGAAACAGAGUAAAAUACUCUACCACGAAUAUACGGAGUACACUGUACACAUACAGAGUACAUAUGGUAAAUAAGGCAGAUCAAUUAACAAAUCAGUUGAACUAAAGGUGAAGAAAUAUUUUUUUUAUCCAGGAUUUAAGAAAAAAUACACCCUUGCAUAAUAGGCUUUAUAAUUAAUGUCAGUGGCAUCCAAGAUUCCGAGUUGUCUCUUUUUUUUUUUUUUUUUUGGUUUAAACUUCUUUCAUGAACAUAUUGAUCUCUAUUAUCACUGUUUUCACUACAUUACCCACAAUGCCAUUUGAUUACCUGCUGAUAGUGGUACCGUUCUACCUAAUGAAAGCGAUGCAGCAGCACUUUAAUCCUUUUAGUCUGUCCAACUCUCACAUCCUCAUCUGUACACUCUGCUCAAACGGUUCAGCUUCGUACAUGUACCAUCACGCCCGUCAUCUCAUAGUCACCAUGCUAAGCCAAGUUUUUGCCAUAACUCAGUGCAACCGCAUAGUGUAACGGCAUGUCCUUCUGGAGCUUUGAAUUUAAUGUUUGCCGUCGCUAGUACUUCUACAUAAACAGCAGAACCGGAGCAUUAUCGCUUACAAUAUGUCCGAGAGCAUUUAAAUUAUUUCUCCUAUUAAACGCCAUUGGAACUGUGCUAGUAAUGUGAUGCGCUUCCCACAUGUGACAUCAGCAUGUCACGACACUAGCUUCUAACAACAAAUAAUGAAAAUACAGCACCAACCAGCAAAUUAACACAAGAAUCCUUAAGCACAUCACAUAUAUAUUUCAAUAGAAGCAUAUUUAAUGUGUCUCAAGGUGGAGUUUUCUUUGAAAUGCUACACUGACUCCAAAUUAGACACAAAUUAGAGGCAGAUCCCAUUGUCUUACAAAAAAAACACAUGGACGUUAAUACAUUUAAUGUUAAACAUUUGCUGUCCUCAAACUAAUUUUUUCCUUCCUCUUCACUCUUCGUUUGUAUUUGUGCUCAGAAAGAUGAGUAGUACUCUUAGGCUCUGGUUGCCACAAAGCUUGGCAUCAGUGUGAUUCAUAGGGAAUGUUUGUAAGCUAAUUUAUCUCCUUCAAAGUAUAUUAAAAUCCUUAUAGCCCUAGUUGAACGCAACCACGCUAAUUCUUCUAUCUCAGUGUAUAUUUAAUUCCAAGUAAACAAUCAUCUUAGUUCACCCCAUAUAUGAGGAUUUGUGACUGUUACUAAGCAUGCGUGAUUUAAAAUUGAGCUUUAAAAUGAGUAUGUUUACUUUCCUGACUUUGUUAUUAAGCCAUAUUUAAUGACAAUUUAUUAAUUAUCUGAAAUGCAUCAUUUAGCUGUAUUAUCAGAAAUAGUCCUAAUUUAAGAUUAAUUAAUUAUAUGCCUUUUGUAUUCUAGGGCUUUUUUCAGAGAAACGCUUUACCUCUGCGUUCAAAACUUCUCUCUUUUUUUAAAAUCAGAUGGUAGUGGGUGAGGACCUUUCAGGGACUGCUGCACUUUUGUUUUUUUAUACAUUGUUGUCUCAGGGUGUGUAAAAUCUGGGUAAAUGUUUUUAUUUUUAUUUUUUAAAUUGCUGUUUGUAACUGUGUUGGAAAAGCCAAGCUUAUGCCAGUGUAACACAACAGUGCCUUACUUGUAUUCAUGCCAACUUCAGUGACUUUCAGAUAAGGAUAAAGGUGCAGUAUGGGAGAAUUUGUGUAUUUAAAAGCUUUAUAUUGCUGUGAUGAUGAGCAAAAAAAUCAAUGCAUUUAACCCUCUUUCUCUGAAUUGCAGCUUUAAGGUCAAAAUAUAGGUGUUGAGUCAAUUUCUAUUCACUGGUAUGAUCCUACCUCGACACUCUUUUCAACAAGCCCUCAUAGGAUCUGUUCAGGCCCUCAUAGAUAUAGACUUCAGGAGUAGAACUCACCCGGAAUCAUUGUGUUCUGAUGCAAUUUAAUUUCUGGUUCUGAUAAAAAGGCAGACAAAGCUGUAUGUGAAUUCACAAAAUGUAUGUUACGCUCACACUUCUCAAAAACAUACUGCAUUACAAUGUUUACUUGGACUAUUAAUUGGCUCACUAGCUCAUGCUAGCCUAGUACCCGUUAGGUGACAAAGAUUUAAAAGAAAGUUUGUAGGAAAUGUCUUCACUCAGGUGUGUUUCUAUUUUAAAAUUGGCUCUUGUUCAGCAAGUGGCCACUUGUGUGAUGUAGGUGUUCAAGAAGUGAGGGGAUGUCUGAGGCAUGUUUAAAUAUUUAGUAUUGAAACAGGGUCUGCUAUGUUACUGUUAGUGCCAUGUCAGAUAAAUGUUUGUUUCCAAUUUAAAACAAAAUGUAUGUUUAGUAGAAUUACAAUUUUGAGUGAUGACGUUGCUUUAUUUAGAAAUAAACAAUCUGAAAUCUGA
This is a messenger RNA of Ictalurus furcatus (blue catfish), 4824 nucleotides long. RefSeq names its product transmembrane protein 30B (gene tmem30b). NCBI's taxonomy places the organism in Eukaryota, Metazoa, Chordata, Actinopteri, Siluriformes, Ictaluridae. The transcript has 9 exons. The coding region runs from base 1264 to 2307 and encodes 347 amino acids. The record is from RefSeq and is a predicted model, not a curated record. Gene Ontology annotation, cellular component: endoplasmic reticulum; plasma membrane; Golgi apparatus. Gene Ontology annotation, biological process: phospholipid translocation.